AUGACAAUCAAUGCUAGUAUAAGUUUAAGACCAGGACAGCCACUUCCACUCUAUUGUCUUGCGCGUCACCCUGGGCAGUCUCAUCUGCUCGCUGUCGGCGGCUCAGCCACUGAUGCACCUCUCUCCACUUCUAUCUCCGGGUUGACAGAUCUGCAAGCAGACUCAAAAGACGCUCGUGGUCGCGCAUCAUGUCAAGGUGACAAAGACUGCUCAGACGGUGGAACUACUGGCAAUUCUUCUGCCACUGCAUACAUCUGGGAUUUACGCGCCGAUCGCUAUCCUCUAACCGAACUAGCUUGUCCGGGCCGAGGUGUCUGGGAGGCCAUGUUUCAUCCUACAUCACCGAAAUACCUCUGUUUAGCUACAGAGACAGCCGGACUCCUGGGCAUCUGUUCAUCUGAUAGAAAUGGUGAGAAAUCAGGCGCUAUGAUCUCAACUGUGAUCGACGAAGUACUAUUAAUUAUUUGGCUAGCUCUACAGGCCAGAAAUUUUUAA
Molecule: messenger RNA, 495 nt
Organism: Protopolystoma xenopodis
Lineage: Eukaryota; Metazoa; Platyhelminthes; Monogenea; Polystomatidea; Polystomatidae
Source: the annotation of a GenBank genome assembly